Molecule: messenger RNA, 1234 nt
Organism: Arabidopsis lyrata subsp. lyrata
Lineage: Eukaryota; Viridiplantae; Streptophyta; Magnoliopsida; Brassicales; Brassicaceae
Product: signal recognition particle receptor subunit beta
Exons: 5
Coding region: 474-1052 (192 amino acids)
Biological process (GO): protein targeting to ER
Cellular component (GO): signal recognition particle receptor complex
Source: RefSeq, a predicted model, not a curated record
UGAUUAAAACUUAUUCUUCUUUUUGCCUUGACUCUUCGUAUCCUUCUCUUAUGUGAAAAUCAAACAGUUGGCUUCCCGUUCACAUCUCCGAUCAGUGGAGGUCCUGGAGGAUAUAGAAGGUGGCGGUGAGGACAUCUUCGAAUUUCUUUUCCGGCUCGCGAGGCGAAGGUGGCUACUUCUAUUGAUUCCGAGCUGUUAGAGGACGGAGGCUCAAGGCAGAUUUCAGUCGUGUAUUUGGGUUUAUGGGUUCGGUCAUCUCCGUGACGGAUAUUGAGCGGCAGAUCUCGCAGCUGAGGGUGGUGACAGCGAAAUCAAUUCUCCGGUUGCGUCGGUUAAGCUUAUGUGGUUAAAUCCGGUGUUUUAGAUCUGCAUUUGUCGGGAUUAACGAAAUCCGGACAAUCUCCGGUGGUUGGGUUAGGUCCGUUGUGGCUGAGCUCCGAGAUGGAUCGUCGCACCAGGGUACUGUAACAUCAAUGGAACCGAAUGAAGGCACUUUCGUUCUUCACACUGAAAACACUAAGAAAGGAAAAAUCAAUCAUGUUCAUCUUGUUGAUGUUCCUGGGCACUCUCGGCUUCGACCCAAGCUUGAAGAAUUCUUGCCCCAAGCAGCUGCCAUUGUGUUUGUAGUGGAUGCCUUGGAGUUCCUCCCAAACUGUCGUGCAGCUUCAGAGUACCUAUAUGAUAUUUUGACCAAUGCGAAUGUUGUCAAGAACAAGAUUUCAGUCCUCCUUUGCUGUAACAAGACAGAUAAACUCACUGCACACACCAAGGAGUUUAUUCGGAAGCAGAUGGAGAAAGAAAUUGAGAAAUUGAGGGCUUCUAGGAGUGCGGUAUCUACAGCUGAUAUAGCGAACGACUUCAGCAUUGGAAUUGAAGGAGAAGUGUUCUCCUUCUCGCAUUGCUACAACAAAGUCACUGUAGCUGAGGCAUCUGGACUCACCGGAGAAACCGUCCAGAUCCAAGACUUCAUUCGAGAAUACAUCAAGCCUUUAGCUCAAACGUGCAUUAAUAGAUUGAAUCUACGACUAGAUUCUUAUGCCUUUGGUCUGUGACUUUGAUUUGAGUUUAGUGAUCCUUUUUGUAUAUGAGUUCUUUGUUUGCUCAUUGUGGUUCUAAAAGAUAGGAGACAGAGGAGGAAGAUGAAGAUAGGAGACAUAGGGGUAGAUGAAGAUAGGAGAUUUAUCGAUCUUGUAUAUUUUUAUUGAUGUAGUAUUUUAAUAAAAGGUUUUUGUAU